Messenger RNA from Oncorhynchus kisutch (coho salmon), 2574 nucleotides. RefSeq names its product SPOUT domain containing methyltransferase 1 (gene spout1). Gene Ontology annotation, molecular function: miRNA binding. The record is from RefSeq and is a predicted model, not a curated record. The transcript has 12 exons. Gene Ontology annotation, cellular component: spindle pole centrosome; mitotic spindle; kinetochore. Lineage: Eukaryota; Metazoa; Chordata; Actinopteri; Salmoniformes; Salmonidae. Bases 46 to 1188 code for a protein of 380 amino acids. Gene Ontology annotation, biological process: maintenance of centrosome location; miRNA processing.
CCGGAAGUGUCCGUUUCUGUUUUCACGUGUUGGUUGCAGGGAAAGAUGACGGACAGCGUUGCAUCGAAAAAGCCCAAAUUGUCCUCUUCUCAGGGCGAGGACAGAGUAGAUUGGAAGAAAUGGAAAGCGGAACGAAAAGAGAUCAAGAAGCAAAUCAAAGAAUCCAAGCUUAUUCAUCAACUUGACAAGCAGAAGCAAGAGGAGGAGGAGAAGACUGAGGCAGCACUGCAGCAGAGUCAGAGGGAAAACCGAUCAGGACGGUCGUACACAGUGAGCGUGGCCUUGCCUGGUUCUGUCCUGGACAAUGCCCAGUCUACAGAACUCCGCACAUACCUGGCUGGACAGAUAGCCAGAGCCUGCGUCGUGUUCUGUGUCGACGAGAUCAUCAUAUUUGACGAACAAGAUGAGGAUGUCAAGACUGUUGCGGGAGAAUUCAAUGGUGUCGGCAAGAAGGGUCAAGCCUGCAUUCAACUGGCUAGAAUCCUCCAGUUCUUGGAAUGCCCACAGUACCUGCGCAAAUCAUUCUUCCCAAUGCAUAAAGAUUUACAGUAUGCCGGCUUGCUCAACCCUCUGGACAGCCCUCACCACAUGAGGAAGGAUGAUGAGUGUGAGUACCGGGAGGGGGUGGUCCUCGAUCGGCCUAGCAAACCAGGAAAAGGCUCCUUAGUCAACUGUGGAAUGUGGAAGGAGGUGCAGAUAGAUAAGCAGCUACAGUCUGGUCUCAGAGUCACUGUCCACAUGAACAAGAUCCAGAAUAAAGAUGGUAGACUACACAAAGGGGUGGUGGUGGCGCCUCACAAGCCGCGAACAGAGGGUGGUCUGUACUGGGGCUACAGUGUUCGCCUGGCCUCAAGUCUAAGUAAUGUGUUCACCGAGUGUCCACAUAAAGAGGGCUAUGAUCUGACCAUUGGAACAUCUGAGAAAGGCAGUGAUGUUGACAAAACUUCUCUUUCUCCAUUCAAGCACAUGUUGGUUGUGUUUGGUGGUCUGCAGGGCUUGGAGGCCAGUGUGGACGCUGAUCAGAACCUGGAGGUGACGGACCCCGGUGUCCUAUUUGACCUGUACCUCAACACCUGCCCCAACCAGGGCAGCAGAACCAUCCGCACAGAGGAGGCCAUCCUGAUCUCCAUGUCCAGCCUGAGGCAGAAAAUCACAGCCGCAUUUCCAGACAAGUCGAACGGUUCAUAACAGGAAGUGGCUACUGACAAACCAUCACAAAGAGGAAGACUAAAGGAUCUAAAAAUAAUUCACUUUUUUUGGGGAACUGGGUGAAGCUAACUGACCCAGGAGUCAAUUUAAUAUUUAAAUACUUCUGGGUUCGAAUGAAUGGACAUUGCUGGGAUUAAUAAUUAUUAUUAUUCUGUGCUGUUUUUUUUAUUUAUUCAAGGGUAAGAGAUCACAGCACAAGUGAAGAAGAACCUAGUGUCUUGGCCAUGAGACCUCAUUCUUGGUGUUUCCUUAUUUACAUCCUCUCUCUUUGGUAGCAUUUUGCUAGUUAAAGCUAAUGCUAGCUUUGCUCUGUUUCUACUAUCCCCUCUGUAUAGGAUUCCAGGUGAAUUAAGUCAUUUAUAUGCAUCAGUUUGUAAUUUGUUCUCAAGACGCAUUACAGAACAUACGUGAAGAAUAAGUUGCUGAACACAAUGCUUGGGGUCAAGCAUGAUGACGAGGCAACGUUCGUCCAUGUCGUGGUUAGACAGGAUAAAACUACUUGGUAUCUAAUAUAGCACAUUUGUGUGAAUGCCUUACAGAAGCUCACACCCCUACAUUCAACAGGCAUGGUGUGAAUCCAUUGGCUUGGCACGAGCCAACCUACAGCGCUAUAAAUGUAAGCUUGUGUUCUGAUGUUGGUAUAUUAACACUGAGCCAUUAAAGGUUAGAUUGGAUACGGUAAUGCUACAAACAACAUGUCACUGAUAACUUUAGCCAUACUGUCUGUAAGCAUAUAAAGGUCUCAAAUGAAUUCCUUUAAAGCGUUGAAACAAGUGUACUCCCACUGUUUCACUAAGGGAUGGAGAAAUGUAACCACUCAUUCAUAGAGCUAUGGAUGCAAGGACUGAACACGAUAUAAAAAUGAGUUUUUGCUUUGAGGUUAUACAGUAUUUGUUUACAAACAUUGGAGUAAAACAAGUUUAUAUUUUCAGUUCUGAUGGGGUAAGAAAGUUGAACAAAGCUCAAGUUAUAUUCCUCAAGUUCAAAAAAUUGAUGUAGCUACUGCAGAUUUCCCCUUUAAAACUUCUUGAAUAAUACAAUCUUCCCUCAAUUUGUAAAGUUGACAUUAUCUUGUUAUGUGAGGGCUUUUGAGGACAUUUAACAAAAGCAUUAUAAACAUGUAAAAAUACAUAUUUAAAUAUCAAUUAAUUUGUUUAUUUACAAUAAAUAUUUUUGCAGUUGCCCUCUUCAAACUUCCUUGCCAAACACAGGAAAUACCGUAUUUACAAAAUCCCUUUUUUUUUGAUUUUGUACUGUAAAAAAAAAAAAAGCCCAUUCAGAAUGUAUAUUAAUGUUUACAAACUAAGCUCAGGUUCAUCACAGAGCUACAGAAAUGGCUGCCAUUCGGAGAAGGGGACACAGAAA